AAGAAUUCGCUUUUAUUCAAUUAAUUCUCGUGUAAGAGGAAUAGCCUCAGCUCUUGUUUUGAGUCAAACCACUCAAAAUAGGGCUUAAAAAAGCACGUCUCUUACUAGUUAGGUCAUCGAACUUUUUUGUAACUGUAAUCGCAUAGCAUAACAACAGACAGAACUGAAUUUGCAAGAUCAUCCUUAGCUGAAUUUGAAUAAUUUUUAUAAAAUUAAUAGAAUGGACCGGCUAUUGAGACUUGGUGGUGGAUUAGCCAGUUUGGGCCAGGCACCUCCUCCCACUGAUGGAGCAGUAGUUGAUACUGCCGAGCAGGUGUACAUAUCAUCUCUUGCAUUGCUUAAGAUGUUAAAGCAUGGGCGAGCUGGUGUUCCAAUGGAAGUUAUGGGUUUGAUGCUUGGAGAAUUUGUUGAUGACUAUACAGUGCGUGUAAUAGAUGUUUUUGCCAUGCCUCAGUCUGGGACUGGUGUAAGUGUAGAAGCUGUUGAUCCAGUCUUCCAAGCAAAAAUGUUAGAUAUGUUAAAACAAACUGGAAGACCUGAAAUGGUUGUUGGCUGGUACCAUUCUCAUCCUGGAUUUGGUUGUUGGUUGUCUGGAGUUGACAUAAAUACUCAACAGAGUUUUGAAGCUUUAUCUGAAAGAGCAGUUGCUGUUGUCGUUGACCCUAUUCAAAGUGUUAAAGGAAAGGUAGUAAUCGAUGCUUUUCGUUUAAUCAAUCCAAAUAUGGUGGUCCUUGGUCAAGAACCUAGACAGACAACUUCAAAUCUGGGUCAUCUUUCUAAACCUUCUAUACAGGCUCUUAUUCAUGGUUUGAACAGGCAUUAUUAUUCAAUAUCAAUUAAUUAUAGGAAGAAUGAACUGGAACAAAAGAUGCUUUUGAAUCUUCACAAAAAAAGUUGGAUGGAUGGCUUGAUGCUGCAAGAUUACAACGAGCAUUCUAAUACAAAUGAAAAGACUGUCUCCGAGAUGCUAGAAUUGGCUAAAGCUUAUAACAAGUCUUUAGAAGAAGAAGACAAAAUGACUCCUGAACAACUAGCUAUUAAAAAUGUUGGGAAACAGGAUCCAAAGAGGCAUUUAGAAGAACAUGUUGAUUCUUUAAUGAAUUCAAAUAUUGUUCAGUGCUUAGGUGCUAUGUUGGACACUGUUGUCUUUCAAUGACAUUACUAAUCUCUUGUUUCUCACAUUUUAAUAAAUUCACUAUGCUACAGA
Parasteatoda tepidariorum (common house spider) is the source of this 1207-nucleotide messenger RNA. RefSeq names its product regulatory particle non-ATPase 11 (gene Rpn11). The record is from RefSeq and is a predicted model, not a curated record. Gene Ontology annotation, molecular function: protein binding; metallopeptidase activity. Lineage: Eukaryota; Metazoa; Arthropoda; Arachnida; Araneae; Theridiidae.